Nanorana parkeri is the source of this 1102-nucleotide messenger RNA. RefSeq names its product methionyl aminopeptidase type 1D, mitochondrial (gene METAP1D). Lineage: Eukaryota; Metazoa; Chordata; Amphibia; Anura; Dicroglossidae. Gene Ontology annotation, molecular function: metalloaminopeptidase activity. The record is from RefSeq and is a predicted model, not a curated record. The transcript has 10 exons. The coding region runs from base 30 to 1049 and encodes 339 amino acids. Gene Ontology annotation, biological process: proteolysis.
CGGACACCUGACUGGAGCUGCCGAUCACGAUGCUGGCGUCUAGAGCCCUCCGCUGCAUUGUGCAGAGAGGUUAUGUGACUGGCUGUCAAAGAGUUUUCUCUCCACCAAUCAAUCAUAUCUUCUUACACAGGCAGUUGAGCAUUCAACAAAGGAGAUGUUUCUUUUUGCGGAGACAAAGAAGCACUGCUUAUAGUAUAGUUUGGCCAGGUACAGUUUCCCCAGCUCAUCCAGUUCCCGAGCACAUAAUGAAGCCAGACUAUGUGACGACAGGCAUUGUGCCUGAAUGGGGAGACUUCAUUGAAAUUAAGGACGAAGAUCAGAUUGAAGGGCUUCGUCAGGCUUGUCAGCUAGCUCGUCACGUUUUACUUAUGACUGGAAAAAUCUUAAAGGUUGGCAUGACAACAGAGGAAAUAGAUGCAUUUGUACAUGAGAACAUUAUCAGUCGGAAUGCUUAUCCAUCUCCAUUAGGUUAUGGAGGGUUCCCCAAGUCAGUGUGCACUUCAGUGAAUAAUGUGGUCUGCCAUGGAAUUCCGGACAGCCGACCUCUUGAGGAUGGAGACAUUAUCAACAUAGACGUCACUGUGUAUAGUGGCGGAUACCAUGGGGACACAUCGGAAACAUUUCUUGUUGGGAACGUGGAUGAGAACGGGCAGAAGUUAGUGGAGACUGCCCGGAGAUGCAGGGACGAAGCAAUUGCAGCCUGCAAGCCAGGAGCUCCUUUCUCUGUUAUCGGAAACACAAUCAGCCACAUUGCUGAAGAGAACAAUUUGCAAGUCUGUCCCCAAUUUAUUGGCCAUGGAAUUGGGUCAUAUUUUCACGGGCACCCUGAAAUUUGGCACCAUGCAAAUGUUAAUCAUAUGGAAAUGGAAGAAGGGAUGGCAUUUACCAUAGAACCCAUUAUAGUAGAAGGAUCUCCUGAAUUUAAGAUCCUCAAGGACAAAUGGACAGCACUGUCACUGGACAAUAAAAGAUCAGCCCAGUUUGAGCAUACCAUCGUAAUUACAUCUGUAGGCGCUGAAAUCCUGACCAAAGUACCAGAAGAAGGCUAAGGAAAAUCUCUGUGCAUUUAUACAAGGCUUGUUUAAUAAGAGCAACUGUGAUU